AUGACACAAAGGCUUCAUAGGAAUCGUUAUCGCUCAGGCACAACGGUGAAGUCAAAAUUUUCGGCAAGCUCCAUUUUACUUCAACUCUCAGCUUCCCAUUUCACUUCUCUGUCGGCCUCUGACGAACCUCACACUUCUGUUCGAUCUCAAUCUCCUUCUUUAAUCGGCGCCGCCGUGAACAAGUAUUAUGAUUCCUCUCAUUAUCAUCUUCGAUUCAAUUCUCUGCGUCUCUUUCUACUUCAAUUCCCGCAUUGUUGUUGUUAUGAGAAUCAUGUUGGUGAAGGGGUUCAUGUGUGUUCUCGUAGAAACACUAAGAUGUUGAGUGAGAUGUACGUGAUGUCAUUGCAGAAACAGUAG
Vicia faba (fava bean) is the source of this 357-nucleotide messenger RNA. The record is from the annotation of a GenBank genome assembly. NCBI's taxonomy places the organism in Eukaryota, Viridiplantae, Streptophyta, Magnoliopsida, Fabales, Fabaceae.